Molecule: messenger RNA, 168 nt
Organism: Coprinopsis cinerea okayama7#130
Lineage: Eukaryota; Fungi; Basidiomycota; Agaricomycetes; Agaricales; Psathyrellaceae
Exons: 3
Coding region: 1-168 (55 amino acids)
Source: RefSeq, a predicted model, not a curated record
AUGACCCUUACGAGUGGGCGGUGGUGGUUCAGCUACGAUCCAACGUGGCCGAUCGGGGGACUUACUGGCAAGUUCGGCAAUCUCCUCCCUACUGUCGGGAACUCUCAAUUCCAAUCAAAAGGGUCAUUCCAAGGGUCAACAGGCUCGGAAACCAGAGAACUGCUGUGA